UGCUGUGACAGACAGGUCCGCUUAAAAGUUUCGAGUCUGAAUGUUCGCAUGCGAAUGAUCUGCUCGGGUCAAAUGACUGGUGGAAACUGCUGACAUCGGAACUGCAAGGAAGCUUACAGUCUUCCGCGUCCCAAGAUUCGUGUAUGAACGACAACAAGGGAUUUUGCAACGAGCCGUUUGGAAGCCGAAACUCAAAUAUCAGGCCCAGAGCUUGGUCAAAUUUAGAUUCUGCCACGCGAAAUGUGACCAAUUCAGAAAGCACGGAGGUGUGCUGCAAAGAGAGUCCACCCCACAGUUCAGUGACUAUGAUGGAAAAGAUUGAGAACAACGAGGACGAAUUGGAGAAGAAAGAGCAGGAAAUUAGCUGCUAUGGACCAAGUUAUUGGAAGCACUGGUUUGAAGAAAGUGACUUCAAGUUUUGCAAGAAUAUUCUAAAAUAUGCCCUCUCAAGGAGACGUACAAAGCGGAAGCCUCCGCUUCCAGAUUCUGACUAUGCGAUCAUAUCUCAACGUGAGCGGAAGGAAGUGCUAUUGGGUAACAAACAAUAUCCUCAAGGAAGAUCAAACCCUCCCGAAAUAUCACGAUUUGCGGUUCCAGGUGCAUGUUUAGCAAUGCAGGAUUGUUCCAUGGUUGCUAGAUUGAGUGCGGCUGGCGAUAUCCUUGGUGAAGAAGAGGAAGCCGUUUCAAAAGCUGGUCAUUUUGACAAGGUAGAUGCAACUGCUCACUGGUCCUCAACAGAUAACAACGAGAGCUCACAAACAGAAGCAGUGUACUUCAAUCAGUGUGGCUUUCCUCUGUCAUGUUUUAGCUCAAUUUCCAGCAGUAGAUUCGGUGAGCAAAAGAGUGGCACUUUGAGAAAAGGAAGAAACGAUGGCAGGUAUAACGCCUGCCACACUGGAAGUUCAUCCUCGAAGGGGCUUAACUGCAAAAUAUCAAACUCUAUUCCUCGUGAUGGCAAUUUUUCCCUCUUGCCUUCGAAACCGGAGAGAGUUUCCUCUUGUGGAGACACAGGUAAACCGACCACGAGAGGAGAAACUGUUUAUCAAAAUGCCACUUGUGGUGACAAGAGCUCGCAACUUUGCCAGUCAGAGCAACUUCCCUCUUCCGCUCUUCCGGAUAUCAGCCGUGGUAUCAUUGCUGGUAAACCGAGGGAAGGCCAUCUCUUCGAGUGCGGAGUAACUGCAAAUCCUCCGUUUGAUGAUGAGGGUGUGAACGGUCGGUCAUACUACCACCCAGUCAACCUUCACCCCACUGAUGGUUCUUUGAAUUCUCAUAGAAGCGAAAGUAGUUCUCAAGUUGGCAUUGAUCAAAGACGUGAGCAUGCAAUGAAGGAGGAAAGUGAAAAUAUGAAUCCAGGUGCGAAUAGAAGCUCAGAAACCAGCGGAGGCAGUACUAGAUCAGAAGAUUCUUCUCUCUGGAAACGCAGUUUUGGUUCUCAGAAGGACCCUCGGGACUCGGAACUUCGUCGACACCAGUUUGGUGUAAGUGGUUCUCCGGAAGUGCCAUCCGAUAGAUGUGGUUCUGCAGAGGUGCCGUCGGAAAAUGGCCCUGUGCCUUUUUCGUUCGAGCCAUCUGGUGUUACCCACCCGAAAGAUGUCUUUGACAUCCACUCGAAGGCAAAAAACCCGAAGGCUCGCUGUUGCGAGCUAGCUACUUCUCUUGGUCUGUCAAGUGAUUGCCUCGACAGGUUGCAAAAGCUUGUACUUAAUGUGACUCAAUGCAAAGACGUGGAAGAGUCUGCUCUGAAAGCAGCAGUGAAUCAACUCCUUUCAGCGGACUUCGGGAAAAGCACGGUUGCCGGGUUAGUCAGUGAACAGCUCGAUUUGAGCAAGAAAGGUGAGCAAAAACAGCUGUCCCUGUCAGAUGUGGGCAGCAAAUCUCCAUCUUGUUUUGUGGAAAGGAACGAGGGAGUAAACUCAUCGGAACAGUGCUCUGCGGAACCCGGUGUUCCAAGACAGAGUUCAACAAAAUUCUGGGAUUUGAAUGCAAGAUCCCUGCAGAGAAACGGCAUCCGAGGAGCAUACAUUUCGGAUAGCAACCAGGGUCUGCAGUUGCUCCUUGCUUCAGAUGAACUUGCUGGAGCUCGAAGUCUUCAUCUACCUCCCAGAGUUGCAGUUCGCUUGGCAUCGGGACGAACCGGUCAACUAAGUGAUAAUGAAGAUAAGAAAUUUCCGGGCCCCUGUUAUUCUUCCGUGAACCCUCUAUUUGAAACGGAUUUUGAACGGAUGUCCAGUCUUUCGAGUUUAAACGUGGCACGAAGUCAACCAGCGCAAGCAGGAUCAGCUAGCGAAACUACAAAUCCAGUAUCCACGUCGCGGUGUUUGUCAUCUCUCAGCCAACCGAUCUGUCAAAAUGGUCCUUACUCUGAAAGUCCAGCAACCGGUGCAGUUGCAGAAGUGGUUGAGCUCAAUAGUAAUUUUCCCAACUUUGACACCAAAGUGUGUUCUUCACCAAUUCCAACGACAGCUAUUUCAACCAAAGGAUUGUUGGACCUUGGUGCAGAAAAUGUUACGCAGUCCCUUCUUCUUGUGCAUCCGACUAGCGUCAUGAAGGGUCAAGACUUUUCUCUAGAACGAGCUAGUUUUGGCCACGGUUCAGCAACACGAAAAGAUUGUACAUGCUGUGCUACUGGAGUUCCUGUCGCUAAUUUUCGACUUGGUACAACUCCAGGCCAAGAGCUUUGUUCACCACCGCCAACUUUAUGUUGUGUUCCACCACCACCACCACCACCCCCACCUCCUCCGCCUCCACCACCACCUCCUCCUCCUCCUCCUCCACCACCUCGAGCUCCACCUUCGGCCCCUCCUCCACCCCCUCCAAGGCCACCACCGUCAGCCCCGCCUCUACCACCUCUUAAGAAGCCGGGAGCUUCUGCUCCUACUGAUUUGACGAAAGAAAUUUCAGAUGCUGAUGGCAAACGACCGAAGAUGAAGCAACUUGUAUGGGAUAAAAUCAGUGGUGCUAUGGCUGAGCAGACUGUUUGGAAGACUGCAACUUUGACCUCAGUCCAAAUGGACUUGGAAGAGCUCGAGUCCUUGUUUGGCGUUAAAGAAACGAGUCAACACAACAUCCCAAAGAAGACAACGUCUUCUCGCAAGAAAGAUCAAGGAGUGCAGGUCUUGGACCACAAAAGAGCACACAAUGUUGGAAUUCAGUUGCGAAGUCUGAGAAAACCAGUCCCUGAGUUGUGUCAAGCUCUGCGUGACAGUGAUGAAACAGUUCUGAACAUCGAGGUGCUCAAUGUCAUGCUAAAUACUCUGCCCAAUCAAGACGAUCUUCUCCUUCUGAAAAACUUUCAGGGAGAUUUGUCAGACCUUGCGGAGGUCGAGAAGUACUACUUGGAGCUUUCAAGCAUUCCAAGAUACGAGAAGCUCAUCAAGGCUUUGAUUUUCAAAGGCCAGUAUGCACUCAGCUAUCUGCAGAUUCAGCAAGAAUUGAAGCUGUUGGAACAAGCUUGCGAUCAGCUGAAGGCUAGUCAGAGCUUCCUCAAAAUUCUGGAGAUGGUGCUUGCUGUGGGUAACCAUCUAAAUGGCGGCAGUUUCCGAGGAGCAGCCAGCGGGUUCAAGCUUGGUGCCUUGCUGAAGCUAAUGGACGUCAAAAGUCACAACAAGAAAACUACUCUUUUGCACUUCGUCGUCGCCGAACUGUUGAGGACUGAUGAAAAGGUGGGAAAGCUUGCUGAAGAGCUUAAAUCAGUGAAGACAGCGGCUAACUUGAGCCUGGAGCGGUUGCAGUCCGGUCUGAAGGAGUUGGAGAAUGGAGUGGAGCUCAUCAAUUCCGAAGUUGCUCAGUCUCGUGAAGUGGGUGUCAAGGAAAAAGAAACUGGUGGCGACGGUCAAGAGAAACAGCUUUUGCACAUCAUGUCCCCAUUCUACGAAAAGGCGGAAUCAGAAGUAAAUGGUCUUCGCAAAGUCUAUGACACGACCCUGACGAAGUUAAAACAUCUUGCGGUCUACUACGGUGAGACUUUGAAGGAGGAGCGGUUGAUAGAGCUGUUCAAAACCAUGCGCGAGUUUCUAUUCAUGUUUGAUCAAGUGAGUACCGAACUCAAAGAGUCGAGGCGGCGUGAAGACGAAGCCGCAAACAAACGAGCAGCAUUUUACUCCUGUCCCGCCUCUCCAGCCAAAGGGUCCGGCCCGGGAGUCGUCACGUCAAAAGACCCUCACAAUCCGACAGCUUUUCAGCUCACGCCACCCCCACCCCCUGUCCCACUCAAGGACGCUUAUGCCAAGCCGGUGGACUUAAGAAUCACUUCUCUCCUGAAGAACAACCACUCCUUUCCUUUCUUUAGAGCGGAUCUACCAACCAAUGCAGUUGCUGAACUAGAAACCAAAACGGACCAAUAUUCGAGCUCAUCGAGAGAGGAGUUGAAAACAAUUUCUAAUCCUCUUUGGAAUGAUAACACAGAUGACAGUCAGAAUCCUCAUCUUAGUAACAAUGUGUGUUAUGACUCGGAUUGGUCCACUGGUUGACAGUGGUUUCAGUAAAGGCAUGGCUGCUUCCCUCCAUACUCUC
Molecule: messenger RNA, 4515 nt
Organism: Marchantia polymorpha subsp. ruderalis
Lineage: Eukaryota; Viridiplantae; Streptophyta; Marchantiopsida; Marchantiales; Marchantiaceae
Source: the annotation of a GenBank genome assembly